Dreissena polymorpha is the source of this 2185-nucleotide messenger RNA. Its product is annotated as RNA-binding protein cabeza-like. The record is from RefSeq and is a predicted model, not a curated record. The coding region runs from base 76 to 1659 and encodes 527 amino acids. Gene Ontology annotation, cellular component: nucleus. Gene Ontology annotation, molecular function: transcription coregulator activity; RNA binding. NCBI's taxonomy places the organism in Eukaryota, Metazoa, Mollusca, Bivalvia, Myida, Dreissenidae. The transcript has 16 exons. Gene Ontology annotation, biological process: regulation of DNA-templated transcription.
CCUUUACGUUGGGCCGUCUUGGCCUAUGCAUUGUUAGCGCGUUUUUGUGUCACGUGACUUGAAAAAAAAUCCAACAUGGCUGACCAACAAUAUGCUGCACAGUAUCAAACAGGAGCACAGGGAGGGUAUAGUUAUGGAGGAGCCUAUGGUUCAACACAAGACAGCUCUGCAUAUGGCCAGCAAGGAGCUGCAUCAUAUGGUACACAACAGGCUGCAGCUGGUCAGCAGUCUGCAGGAGGCUAUGGCGGGCAGGCAGUAGCAAGCUAUGGUUCAUACGACCAGUCAUAUCAGACCCAGGGACAGACAGGACAGACCUCGCAGGCUGCAUAUGGACAGCAGACAGGUCAAGCUGGUGGCCAAUCUUACGGCUCUUAUGGUUCAUAUGAUCAAAGUGGGUACGGCCAACAGGCAUCAGGGCAACAGGGGUAUGGCCAGCAGCAAUCUCAAGCUGGUAAUGGGCAACAGAGCUAUGGUCAGCAAGGGUAUCAGCAGCAGUCAGGUGGCUAUGGUGCACAGUCAGGUGCGGGGCCCCAAUCCAGCGGUUACGGGGCUCAGACAGGCGGCUAUGGGGCCCAGACAGGGGGCUAUGAUCAGCAGCGUGGUGGCUCCACUGGAGGAUAUGGGGGCCAGGCAGCAGGAGGGGGCAGUAGCUAUGGCAGCCAGGGAGGCAGUGGUGGCGGUGGCAGCUAUGGUAGUGGAGGAGGAGGUGGUGGUGGCUAUGGAGGUAGAGGUAGCAGUGGUGGUCGGGACAGUAGCCGUGACAGUGGAAGGGACAGUGGUGGUAGAGGGGGCGGUGGUGGCGGAGGUGGAUUUGGCGGUGGUGGUAGAGGAGGAUUCAACAAAUUCGGUGGUGGGGGUGGUGGAGGCGGCAACUGGGGCGGAGAUAAGGAGCUCCAGGAGACCCCGGACACAAUCUUCAUCAGUGGGCUGCGGGACACAAUCUGUGAGGAUGAUCUCAUGGCCCACUUUGGCAGCAUUGGAAUUAUCAAGAUGGACAAGCGUACAAACAAACCAAAGAUCUGGAUCUACAAAGACAAGAACAGUGGGUUACCUAAAGGGGAGGCUACUGUCACUUAUGAUGAUCCAGAGACGGCAAAGGCUGCAAUCAGCUGGUUCAGUGAUAAAGAUUUCCAAGGAAACAACAUCAAAGUGCAGAUAGCACAGCGUAAAGUGAACAACCAGUUUGGUGGUGGUCGAGGCGGUGGUCGUGGUGGUGGAAGGGGAGGCUUUGACAGGGGCGGCAGGGGUGGAGGUGGCUUCGGUGGCGACCGUGGGGGUGGAGGAAGAGGAGGUGGUCGUGAAGGUGGCGGUGCGUCUAGACAAGGUGACUGGAUGUGCCCCGCAGACGGUUGCGGUAACAACAACUUUGGCUGGAGAAAUGAAUGCAAUCUUUGCCACACAUCUAAACCAGACAGUGAAGGUGGUGAUGAUGGAAGUGAUGGUGGUGGUUAUGGCGGCCGUGGUAGAGGUCGAGGAGGGGGUGACCGUGGUGGGUUUGGUGGCCGUGGAGGCAGAGGGGGCGGCGGAUAUGGAGGCGACAGAGACAGAGAUGGAGGAGGUCGUGGUGGUUUUGGUGGUGGCAGAGGGGGAGACAGAGGUGGUCGUGGGGGCGGUGAUCGAGGACGUGGCCGUGAUGAUAGAAGAUCAAGACCAUACUAGAUGUUCGGCCAGUCUGCACAGCCAUACGGUGUUGCAGUCUGCAGUUGUCCUCUUGAGCCUUUUGUUCUUAUACUAGUUCCAUGUUUUGAUUUAUUGUAUUAAGUGCAACAGCAAAUGGAUUUUGAAAUCAAAAGAAACGGAUAGACCUGAUGCAAUAAUGUUUAAGUUAAUAUUAUGAACAUUUUAAUUUCCAUGUUACAAUUCCUUGAACUCAUUAAAGUUGCUGUUUUUGAGCUUAUUGUAUGAGGUAGCAUUCCAAAUGCCUAUAAACAUUUAUGUAUGUUUUUGUUUAAAACUGGACUUUCCCACUUUGAGACUUGCAAUUGUUUGGCAUGUCCCGGGAGCUCUUGAGUUAUGAUACUGUGUAGCAUAUGUCAGUUUUUAACAUUAUUUUAUCUCAUACAAUAUCUCAUUUGGUCCAUUAUCAUGUCAUCAGUUUUAUCAUUUGAUUGAUUAGUGCAACAAAAACUAUAUCAUCUCAAAAUGUUAUUAUUGUCGUCUUUGUCAAAAUAAAGCGUGUAACUUA